Molecule: messenger RNA, 1163 nt
Organism: Amphimedon queenslandica
Lineage: Eukaryota; Metazoa; Porifera; Demospongiae; Haplosclerida; Niphatidae
Product: alpha-soluble NSF attachment protein-like
Exons: 11
Coding region: 30-983 (317 amino acids)
Biological process (GO): SNARE complex disassembly; intracellular protein transport
Cellular component (GO): vacuolar membrane; SNARE complex
Molecular function (GO): soluble NSF attachment protein activity; syntaxin binding
Source: RefSeq, a predicted model, not a curated record
AGGGUCGUGGUUUGACCUUUAAAAUUAAAAUGGCUGAAAAUCCAGAACCGGCUACAACGGCCCCAGAAGAAAGCACAGUCCCUUCUCCCCAGGCUCACACGCCUAUCUCAGAACAAGAGAAAAAGGCGGCAGCUUUCAUGGAACAGGCAGAGAAGAAAGUCCAGUCUGCCUCCACUUUUAUGGGGAAAAUGUUUGGUGGUGCGUCAAAACUGGAAGAUGCAGCUGACCUUUACACAAGAGCAGCCAAUCAAUUUAAAGUGGCAAAAUCUUUUGAAAGGUCCGGUGAUGCUUUUGUAGCAGCUGCUCAGCUUCACAUUGAUAAGCUUGAUUCGCGUCACGAGGCGGCUAAUAGCUACUCUGAAGCUGCUCAAGUGUACAAGAAAGUCAAACCUGACAAGGCCAUUGAGUGCUACCAGCUGUCUGUCGAUAUUUAUUCUGACAUGGGUCGUUUUGGACUUGCUGCAAGAUACUACAUGAAUAUGGCAGAGAUUGAAGAGGAGCAAACACAUUAUGAUAAAUCAAUAGUUUACUACGAGCGAGCUGCUGACUACUACAGAGGAGAGGACUCCAAUGCCUCUGCAAACAAGUGUUUGCUCAAGGUGGCUCAUAUGUGUGCUACUUCACAGAAUUUCCAGAAAGCAGCAGAACUUUUUGAUGAGAUUGGUAAAGGCUGCCUUGACAAUGGCCUAUUAAAAUAUUCUGCUAAAGACUAUUUCUUCAAGGCAUUGCUGUGCUGGUUCUGUCUUGAUAGGGACUCUGUCCAAAGAAAGAUUGAUGAAUAUAAAGCAAUCCAUCCAGCUUUUGAUGGCACUAGGGAACUGAAACUGAUAGAGAAUCUCUUGGAAGCCGUACUGGAUGAAGAUACUGACAAAUUUGCUGAGCACGUAGCAGAGUAUGAUUCUAUCUCUCGUCUUGAUGCAUGGUUGACCGCCAUCCUCCUCCACCUUAAAAAGUCGAUAGACGCUGAGCCUGAAGUUAACUAGCAGCUUUAUUAAAUCCCUUUAUAAGACAAGCCCACUUCUGCAAGCAAAGAGUGCUAUAGACGUUAUAGAUAUAUGUCAUGCGUGUCGUUUCAUAUUUAAUCCUAUAUAAUUAUUAAUUAUAAUUAUAAUUAUUAUUAUUGUUGUUGUUGUUGUUCUUUGUUAAACCCGUAAUUAAAUCUA